AUGCCAAGAGCAGCAGCAGCGGCCGCUGCCUUGGCCUUGCGGUCGACGCAGCAGUACGAAGAGGAACAACAAGGCGGGAGCGGUACGAGGAGGUCAUCCAGGAGGAGUGUAGCUCGACCGCUUCACGUUGCGCCGAGCAGCUCGCUCAGCAGCCCACCCCCCGGCGAGGAGAAUGAAGAUCAGCGAGGAGGUGAAGCGCAGCAUGAGCAGGUCGAUGAUGAGGUAGGAGAGCACGAGGACGGGGAAGAUGGAGAAGAAGUAGGGAAAGGACAAGGAGAAGACGAAGAAGCCAGUGGCACGGGCGAUGGCGAGGGCGAUGUGGACGGAGGUUUUGAAGGAGACGCGGUGGUGCCUCAGAUCGAAGUAACGGCAUCCAAUGGCACCGCAAAAGCACAGACGAAAUUUGUUCUUGUCAUGGAUAAUGGCCAGACGACACUGGUUCCGGCCCAUAAAGCUCAUGUCUAUCGAAGCAUGCCCGGUACGGGUGGGAGAGGGAGCGAUGACGAUGGGGGUGAGAACGGUGCCACAGGCUCUGCCCGAGGACGAGGAGCACGGGGCAGAGGACGCGGACGCGCGAGGGGACGCGGUCGGGGUCGAGGCCGGGGCCGAGGUCGUGGUGGUGCAAGAAGCUCGCUGCUUAGCAAGAGAACAAGAGACGAUGACGAGGACGAGGACGAUGAAGACGGGGACGAGGAACAGGAUGAAGGGCCGGCGAUUGAUGAUGUGGAUGGCGAAGAGGGUUCAGCAACAGCGGUGGCAACGCCAGUCGCCGAUGAGGAUGAGGAUGACCUCGUUCCCUUGCCUAUGGAACAGAGCGUUUUCGUCAAUGGCCGCGACUACUUGCUCAAGAACGAAGAGCUGUGCCUCGACACUGACGAUGAAGGCGAAAAGAAGAUUGACGAGAAGGGGAAUUUGCUUGGAGGCCGAGAAUACAAGAUGGCGACGUUUAAAUCUCCCUAUCGCGCCGACCCAGAAGUCGUUUACGCUCUUUCCAUUGACGCCGCAAGAGCUUCUGGCUUCAGGGAUUCCCUCUACUUUUUCCGGCGAAAUCCGCUGCUCAUUAAAAUCAGCUGCACGGACCGGGAGAAGGUUAUGCUAAUCGAGCAGGGUAGGCUCAGCGGACAGUUGAGAAGCCGCAACGUGACGAUGCUGGGUUGCAGAAACGUCUUUAAGCUGCACGGAGCAAAGGUUGUCAAACGCGGUCGUAUGAUCAUCGAUGACUACUACGAGACCGAAGCCAGAGCCGCAGGCAAGAAGGAGGGCGAAUCGGUCGAAGCCGCUUUGGAGGCUGAGGGACCUCGGCAAACGGCCGCCGAUCGACGGAGAGAAGCUGAGAUGGCUCGUGAUCGAUCGCGGAGGAGACCCGACGCAUUCACGUUUAACAACAGCGACCUCCAAGGUAAUCCGACCAUUACAAUCUUUGGAGAUUCUGGUGCGACGCCCUUCGAGCGUGCGAGGGGAUGGAAUGUGAGGAGGGCCAAUCUGCAAAGGCUGGACCUCAAUGAAGAGAAUUGGAUGCUAGAGAUGGCAAGAAUGGUCAGGGGCAUGAACAGCGAGCUUGCAGAGAACCGAAAGGAGCGCCUGCAAGCUUUUCCGAGGCCCUACGAGUCCAUCGACGAGGACGAAGACGACCAGAAGGAAGACGACGAGGUGUUUGCUGACGAGAAGAGAGAGGGCGCGGAAGAGGAGUGCGAAGACGGAGUGGAAGAGGAUGACGAGGAAGUGCCAAGAAUGGACGUCGACAUGGACGUGGCAAGAGAGGUGAAUGGAACGGCGGCGAAAGAAGGGAAACGGCGAGAAUACAUUUUGAGAAAAAAGCGAGCGAGGCCCGUGGGCAUCUUCGAACCAGCCACACAAGCGGCUCAUUUCGCCUCCUCAACGCAGCCCUCGCGGGCCUGGAUGGAACGAUUGUCGGACAGGCCAAGGAUUAGCGACCAGGAAGCAGAGACAGGUGCUCGGGAUUUGGCUAUUCUGGGUGGCGCCAAGGUGGGAGGCCAAGGGUGGGGCAUUGCUACUUUCGACCACGCUGUCGCUCUGCCCAGAAACACACGGAGAGGGAUCAAGAAUGUCACAAUUCCAAAGGGACAAGCAGAGGAGCUCUGA
Molecule: messenger RNA, 2103 nt
Organism: Acaromyces ingoldii
Lineage: Eukaryota; Fungi; Basidiomycota; Exobasidiomycetes; Exobasidiales; Cryptobasidiaceae
Exons: 3
Coding region: 1-2103 (700 amino acids)
Source: RefSeq, a predicted model, not a curated record